Molecule: messenger RNA, 882 nt
Organism: Aspergillus tubingensis
Lineage: Eukaryota; Fungi; Ascomycota; Eurotiomycetes; Eurotiales; Aspergillaceae
Product: MBL fold metallo-hydrolase
Exons: 2
Coding region: 1-882 (293 amino acids)
Source: RefSeq, a predicted model, not a curated record
AUGGUGAUCGAACAAAAAGUCCUUCACCAAAUCCAGUCUGCUAAGGCACUAGUGGACAUUGAGCAAGACGUCGCCGAUCAACUUCGCAACGCGAAUGUCCCCCUGGAAUCGAUCAACGCUAUUAUUUGGUCACACCACCAUAUGGACCAUACAGGAGAUCCAUCUCUUUUUCCCCCAUCCACGGAUUUAAUCGUUGGACCCGGCUUUAAGCGCAAUAAAAGGACGUUCCCGGGUUAUCCUACCAAUGCCGAUGCUCUGGUGACUGACGACGCCUUCUCGGGCCGUAGCUUGGUCGUGCUGGACUUCUGGAACGCCAUGACCAUUGGUGGCUUUUUGGCCAUCGACUUCUUCCAAGAUGGAAGCCUGUAUCUGCUCAAAUCAACCGGACAUACGCACAACCACAUCAGUGCUCUCGCCCGGACGUCGAAGGACCGAUUCAUCUUCCUGGGGGGCGAUAUCGCUCAUCAUCCCGGGGAGUACCGUCCAACCAAACACCUCCCGCUUCCGACCGAAAUCAGGCCAUCGCCACUCGGUGAGGAUAUCUCCUCGCCCUCCGUAUGUCCCGGUUCCAUUUUCGAGGCAGUUUCCUCUGCAAAUAUAAGAGGCUUAGAUGCCAAAGUCACUCCUUUCUACCAGUUGAACGCUGCAAUGAACGAGGAUCUCAAAGAUGCUGAGAUCGCUCUAGAAAAGCUGCUGCGCUUCGAUGGCUCAUCCAAGGUUAUGGUUAUCAUUUCGCAUGAUGCAAGUCUCCUGGAUGUCCUUCCUUUCUUCCCAAGGAGCAUUAAUGAGUGGGACGUCAAGGGAUACAAGGCAGAGGGGACUUGGAGAUUCUUGAGGGAUUUUGCUAGGGCUGCUGGUGGGACAACAGACGAAAGUGUAUAG